Molecule: messenger RNA, 647 nt
Organism: Elgaria multicarinata webbii
Lineage: Eukaryota; Metazoa; Chordata; Lepidosauria; Squamata; Anguidae
Gene: PVALEF
Product: parvalbumin like EF-hand containing
Exons: 5
Coding region: 243-647 (134 amino acids)
Cellular component (GO): cytoplasm
Molecular function (GO): calcium ion binding
Source: RefSeq, a predicted model, not a curated record
AAGCUUUGCACCAAAACAAGAGCCUCUGGAGAGGCUGGAGCGGUGCGGGGAAUUACUGGCGGCAGCAAUACUGCCAAGGCAGGAGAGGAGGCUGCAGAACUCCAGAGCAGCGGCAGCCACCCGCCGGCGCUAAUGGGAAUGCGAGCGAAGGAGCUGUUCCAGUGCUGACCCUGGGAGAAGCUGCAACAGCAACGCCAUCUUGCUCCAGCUCUGCCCUCCCCCCAACACUGCACAGCAGCAGUAUGGAGGACGAUUUUGCUUGCCAAGUCAAGAAGAUGGCCUUGGCCAUGGGUGCAUCCCUGACUGACAAAGAUCUUGACCUGCUGCCUUCAGACAUGAGGCAUCAUGCUUCAUUCAACUACACCAAGUUCUUAGACUACAUGCAGAAGUUUCUGACAUCAGACCAGCGGGAGACGAACUUGCGAAAGGCCUUCCAAGUGCUUGACAAGGAUGGCAGCGGCUUCAUUGAGUGGAAUGAAAUCAAGUACAUCUUGUCCACAGUGCCCAGCAACACGCCAGUGGUUCCCUUAUCAGACGAAGAGGCUGAAGCCAUAAUCCAAGCAGCUGAUACUGAUGGGGAUGGGAGGAUCGAUUUUCAAGAAUUUUCCGAUAUGGUCACAAAAGAGAAGGUCCCAAAGAAAAAAUAG